Molecule: messenger RNA, 570 nt
Organism: Tauraco erythrolophus (red-crested turaco)
Lineage: Eukaryota; Metazoa; Chordata; Aves; Musophagiformes; Musophagidae
Source: RefSeq, a predicted model, not a curated record
GAGGUGAAGAACGCCGGAGCCCUGGCGAAAAAUGAGCUUUUGGGGCUUUUUCUGCACAUGGCAAUUUGCCACCGGAUAAAUAAGCCUCUAGAUGGCAUGGUGGCUCUGUUCAGGGACACAGCCCGGCCCUGGCUGCGCAACAGUGACCCCGGACAAAAGACCCAGAAGCAUGUGAUAGUGAUGGGAGCCACCAACCGUCCUCAGGACCUGGACUCCGCCAUCAUGAGGAGAAUGCCCACCCGCUUUCACAUCAACCAACCUGCUCUGAAACAAAGAGAAGCAAUCUUGAAGCUCAUUUUGAAAAAUGAAAACGUGGACAGGCACGUAGAUCUCCUCGAAGUUGCUAAAGAGACUGAUGGCUUCUCAGGCAGCGACCUGAAAGAAAUGUGCCGGGAUGCAGCGCUCCUCUGCGUCAGGGAAUACGUGAAUUCCGCCUGUGGAGAAGAGACCCACGACGAGGACGAAAUUCGGCCCGUGCAGCAGCAGGAUCUCCACAGGGCGAUUGAGAAGAUGAGGAAAUCGAAGGAUGCCACGCUGCAGAACGUUCUCAUGCACGUUAGUUUAGAUUAA